Suricata suricatta (meerkat) is the source of this 1843-nucleotide messenger RNA. RefSeq names its product serine protease 44-like. Gene Ontology annotation, biological process: proteolysis. NCBI's taxonomy places the organism in Eukaryota, Metazoa, Chordata, Mammalia, Carnivora, Herpestidae. The record is from RefSeq and is a predicted model, not a curated record. Gene Ontology annotation, molecular function: serine-type endopeptidase activity. The transcript has 5 exons. The coding region runs from base 1 to 1134 and encodes 377 amino acids.
AUGGCGUCCCCGGGCGGUGGCUCCCUGGGCCUCUUGCUCUGGCUUCUGCUCUUCCAACCGCGUCUCCAUGGGGCGCAGGGCGGAUGGGCGCGGUCCCCACCCUCCUCCCCCUCCCCCUCCCCCUCCCCCUCGGGGGGCGGCCUCGAGGACCCCCGCGAGAGCGUGUCGAGGGGUGCGGGAUCUUCUGUGACCCCGGAGCCCCAAGAGGCCGCCGCAUCCCCCCAGGUGGCGACGGUCACCCCAGCUGACUCUGGUAUCUACAGGGCUGUGGCCCUUCCACAGCCAGUAACAGCAGUGCCGCAGUUUCCUGCAGGCUGCGGCCACAGGUCUAUGAGGAUAGUCGGAGGAAUACCGGCCCCGGAGAGGAAGUGGCCCUGGCAGGUGAGCCUUCAGAUCCAGGACAGACACGUGUGCGGAGGCUCCCUCAUCGCCAGCCGGUGGGUGCUGACCGCAGCCCACUGUGUAUUUGGCCAUUUGGAGUACACCGUGAAGAUGGGAGACAUCCACGUGAAGCACACGUCCAGCAUGGCGGUCGUGGUGCCCGUCCGGGACAUCGUUAUUCACAAACAUUACAGUUCGGUUGGAAUCAUUGAGAACGACAUUGCUCUCGCCCUGCUGGAGUUCCCUGUGAAUUUUUCCUCGCACAUCCAGCCCGUGUGCCUCCCUAAAAAGGCGUUCAUGGUGCAAGCUGGGAUGGAGUGCUGGGUGACUGGAUGGGGAAAACUAAAGGAAAGAGAUGCACCGGAAGAUGCUCCAGAACAACUUCAGGAGGCCAAGCUGACCAUUAUACGUUUCGAGGAGUGCAAUAGGGUGCUCCAGGAACAGAUGGAGACCAGGAAUCCCCUGGUGAAAAAAGGGGCCGUCUGUGGUUACAGUCCCCGAGGAAAGGAUGCCUGCCAGGGAGACUCUGGGGGCCCCCUGGUCUGUGAAUUUAAUGACACGUGGGUCCAGGUGGGGAUUGUGAGCUGGGGCAUUGGCUGUGGUCGCAGAAAUUAUCCUGGAAUUUAUACAGAAGUUAGUUUCUACAAGAACUGGGUCAUUGAUCACCUGAGUCAGGCCUGCGCUUGGGACUCAGCAGGCUUCUUCAUACUUCUGUGCCUGGUGCCGCCCCUCGGUGUCCUGGCGGCCCCGUGAUCACCCCGGCCCACUCCCCUCCUGUUUCUGACUCACACACCAGGCCUCUCCUCCGACCUCCCCCUCCUCCUCAUUGCCCCUUCUGUCAAUGCUGGUUGGGACCCACCGACCCUGUAGAGAGCCACCCAGUAGAGAGUGGCAGUAGCCCGGAGCCACGAAGUGUCCCAGCCUGAUGCCCCAGUCGCCUGCCCUGGCCACACCCAGGCCUUGGCUGUGCUCUGCCUGCCAGGAAGGAGAGGGUGAGGGCAUCCCAGCCCGAGAGCCAGCCGUCCUGCCAGGUGGAGCCCAGGGCUUCCCUGACAUCUUGGAGAGCCUCUACCAAGGAGGAGAGCUCCUGAGCAGCGAGACAGCAUUCGACCUGGGUGUCUGGGUGUGGCCUCAGGGUGUCUCCUGAGAGUCAGCGUGGUGGUUGUGCAGAGAGAGGGAGGAGGCGUCACCACGGCCCUGCUGAGGUCUGAGGCCUGGGGGUUCCACACGUGACCCGGGUGUCUGGGGCUGGGCCAAGUUCCCGCUACCCAGUGUGGAUCCACCUGUGUGUGACCAGCCUGUGCCACACAGGCCCUGCUGGGGCCGCCCCAUGAUGGGGCCCCCUUCCCCCAGUACCCAGGGACCACAUCCCGGCUCACCCCAAGUCUUGUGGAGGCAUUGAGUGUGGAGAUCUUAGAUGUCAACUGAAUAAACAUUUGGAGCGUGUCCUUCUUUGUUCUAA